GUGUCAGCUUGGAAGAAGAAAAUGAAAUACGAACAACCGCGCUGGUCGUAAUAGAUCGACUUGAAUGCGUCUUCUUGCUCCAGCAUUCAAGUUCCAUUUCAAGGGAGGACGAUGUACCAUGAUACUUUCAGUUUUGUCGAGCCCUGCUUUGGUCUCUGGUUUGAUGGUUGUACGUGCUAAAAAUCCGGUACAUUCCGUUUUGUUUCCCAUCCUAGUCUUUUGCGACACAGCUGGUUUACUUAUUUUGUUAGGUCUCGACUUAUCCGCUAUGAUCUCCCCAGUAGUUCAUAUAGGAGCUAUUGCCGUUUCAUUCCGAGUGGCAUGCAUAUCCUAGUGAUGAUGAGGCUUGAUUUGACAAUUCAGUUUUGAGUCGGCCCAAAACUGGGUUGAGUGAGUUGAAAGGGGUCAGAUGAAAAAUUUAGUAGGUUGAUGUUGUAUUCUAAUUGAAGGUUAUGUUUUGGACAGAGGUAGUUCAAGAUUGAUGUGGACUUGUUCCUCUAUAACUUCCUUCUCUAUGAGGCUUGACCUCCAAUUUUAUGUGCAAAACAGUGGAAUUUACACUGUUGGUGAUUUUAUGACUAAAAGGGAAGAACUCCAUGUUGUGAAGUCAACAACUUCAGUCGAUGAAGCCCUUGAGAUGCUGGUGGAGCAUAGGAUAACUGGCUUUCCUGUUAUUGAUGACGAGUGGAAUUUGGUUGGCGUUGUGUCAGAUUAUGAUCUCUUAGCACUCGAUUCAAUAUCAGGAAAUGGACUUGCGGAAGUAGACAUAUUUCCUGAGGUGGAUAGUACUUGGAAGACGUUCAAUGAGAUACAGAAGCUCUUGAGCAAAACCAAUGGGAAAGUCAUUGGUGAUGUUAUGACGUCUGCACCUCUUGUGGUGCGUGAAACUACUAACCUUGAAGAUGCUGCAAGGUUACUCCUUGAAACUAAGUACCGCAGGUUACCUGUAGUUGACAGUUCAGGCAAAUUGGUUGGGAUCAUAACAAGAGGGAACGUCGUCAGGGCUGCCCUUAAAAUUAAGAAAAAGUUUGAAGGUGAACUUUGAAUGGAUACUGUGGAUUGACCCUUUGGAGACAUUUAGGGGCUUCUACAUCGGGGAGAUGAACAUACGGCUAGGCAAUUGAAUUCAAGCCAUUGUUUCAGUGGCAAGCGAACUUCGCCACCAUGUUUAUACCAGGCGUAAGUUCAAUAACUGCCAAGUGUAAAGUGAUGGUUAAAGGACUCGUAGCAGUUGAAAGGGAAGCUCUAAUUUUCUACUAUACUAGUGCCAUGCUAUAUCAGCUCAUGGGUUGUAACGGUAUCUAGAGACAGAUGAAUGGUUUUAUGGUAUUUAGUUUUUUUUAGAGUAAAUUUCAUAAAACUAUGGGUAUUUUGUAUAAUUUAUCACAAACAUACGGGCCAAUUUGAUUUAAAGGAAUGCCAAAGGACUUUUGGAGGAAUAGGAUUCCAAAGGAUUUUUUC
Oryza sativa Japonica Group (Japanese rice) is the source of this 1461-nucleotide messenger RNA. Lineage: Eukaryota; Viridiplantae; Streptophyta; Magnoliopsida; Poales; Poaceae. The record is from RefSeq and is a predicted model, not a curated record.